Messenger RNA from Beta vulgaris subsp. vulgaris (sugar beet), 1677 nucleotides. RefSeq lists its product as uncharacterized. The transcript has 8 exons. Lineage: Eukaryota; Viridiplantae; Streptophyta; Magnoliopsida; Caryophyllales; Amaranthaceae. Bases 1 to 1677 code for a protein of 558 amino acids. Gene Ontology annotation, molecular function: nucleic acid binding. The record is from RefSeq and is a predicted model, not a curated record.
AUGGGCCACGAGAUUACUACAUGUUACGAGCUUGUGGGCUACCCAGGUUCUGGGCCCAAUUCCUCUCGACAGCCGCGUGGUGCCCGAGCCUCCACAGGCCGUGGCCAAGGCCCAUCCAUGUCCAAUGUUGUCGCCUCUCUACCCGCUUCAGCUUCGAAUUCUCCAUCCACUCUGUUCACGGCUGAUCAGUGGAAGGCUCUUGCUGGACUUCUUGGCACUGGUGACUCAUCUUGGUUUUCUGAAUUAAUUGAUAUCGAUCCUUGUCCCGUUGGUCUUCCUAACGGUGAUUCUGCAAUCGCUAUCAAAAAGGGUUUUGUGUGCCUCUCUCUCACUAUCACUCUCUCUAAUGUCCUGUUGGACCCACUGAAGGAGCUGAUUGGAACGGGACGUAGAAAGGAUGGACUUUACUACUUCGACGGCAGCGGUCACAUGUUGCUCCUCUUGUUUCUGCUCAUACUGUCGUUUCUGACUUCGAAUUAUGGUAUCGUCGUAUGGGUCAUCCUUCUGAAAAAGCAUUUGUCUUCUUGUGGUGCUCGUUAUGUUUUAACUAUUGUAAAUGAUUUCUCUAGAUCUGUUUGGAUAUAUUUAAUGGAAGAUAAGACCGAAGUUUUUCGAAUGUUCAUGAAUUUUGUUGCCAUGGCUGAUCGUCAAUUUUCUUCUACCAUUAAAAUUGUUCAAAGUGAUAAUGGUGAUAAAUUUGCUAAUAGAAGUCGAAAAUGUGUUUUUAUGGGGUAUCCUUUUUGUAAAAAGGGUUGGAAAUUAUUUGAUCUUGACACUAAGGAAUUUUUUGUGUCUCGAGAUGUUAAGCUCUUUGAGGAUGUGUUUUAUUUUCUCACUCCUGAAGAUGUUAAUAUUGAUCCUCAUAAUUCUGAUAUUCCUAUUCACGAUGACUUUGCAUAUCUUGAGUACUAUGCUCCUUCGCCUCCCCAAACUACCCUCCCUCCAAAUGAUCCUCCCCCUACAUCUCAUCCUCAGCCCACCUUUCCUCCUUUUGUGCCUUCGAACCCAGUAAAGUUUCUUGCUGCUGUUCUAACCCAUACAGAACCAAAGUCUUUUAAAGAGGCUAUGAAGAAUGCCAACUGGAAAGCAUCUAUGCAGGAUGAAAUUAAAGCUCUUAAGGAUAACGGCAGUUGGACAUUGGAACCCCUACCUCCUGGUAAGCGGGCUUUGGGGAGUCAGUGGGAAGCAGGUAUUGACUAUAAUGAGACAUUUGCUCCUGUUGCUAAAAUGACCACUAUUCGAGCCUUUCUUGCUAUUGCUGCUUCCAAAAAUUGGGAGCUUCACCAGAUGGAUGUUCAUAAUGCAUUUUUUGCAUGGCGAUUUAGAAGAAGUCUAUAUGAAACUUCCUCCAGGUUUUUCAGGCACUACCUCCAAUCUUGUCAUUCUUCUAUUUCUUGGAAAACCAAGAAACAACAAACGGUUUCUCGUUCUUCCUCUAAGGUCGAGUAUCGUUCUAUGGCUUCUGUUACAUGUGAAUUAAAAUGGUUGAAAAGCUUUCUAUUAAGCUUAGGCGUUAAUCAUCCUAAGGCUAUUCCAUUAUUCUGUGCUCUUCAUAUCGCGCAAAAUCCUGUCUUUCAUGAACGGACCAAACACAUUGAGGUUGACUGUCAUUUCGUUCAUAAUGCUAUUGUUGAUGGUUUGGUUGCUCCUUCUAUGUCUCCACAAAGGCUCAAUUAG